Molecule: messenger RNA, 2040 nt
Organism: Microplitis mediator
Lineage: Eukaryota; Metazoa; Arthropoda; Insecta; Hymenoptera; Braconidae
Product: speckle-type POZ protein B-like
Exons: 2
Coding region: 989-1408 (139 amino acids)
Biological process (GO): proteasome-mediated ubiquitin-dependent protein catabolic process; regulation of proteolysis
Cellular component (GO): cytoplasm
Molecular function (GO): ubiquitin protein ligase binding
Source: RefSeq, a predicted model, not a curated record
UCAAUGGUGCUUCUCCAAAGAGUAAACUAAACGCAUGCGUUGUUACGUACAUGAAUGAAUUCUGUAUAUGUAUACAGGGUAUACAAAUGUGUAGUAUUCGAUGAGAGACAGCAUCUCUCGUGGUGGGAAUCAAGAUUGAAGGGAAGUCCAAACCUCCAGACCAAACGGAAUUCGGCUUUAAGUUACGAUAUUUUAAAGUUAAGAGUCGUCAUAUUUUUUCUCAGUAGUUAGUUAUACAGAGUAAUUAAUAUUGUAUCAGUGUAUAUUGUUAUGAUACUAAACUAUUGAUAAAUAAAUAUAUUUUUAAAUAAUUUUAAAAUAAAUGUAAUUAAAUGAAUUAAGUUUCAAGUAUUUGUUGUUGUUUGACAAAAUGGAAAUUUUAUGUUAUUCCCAUUCCGAAGAGCACAAAGUUAUUUAAAAAUGGAAAAUUGAUAAAAUAAUUCCAUUUAUUGAGUCUACUGAAAACAGUGAUGAAGGGACGACAGUGAAGCUCGACUCACCUUACUUUACCAUAAAUGACGAAACCAAAAGUUCAUGGCAUUUAGACCUGCGACUAUUAGAGGAAAAAGGAUGGUUAUCAUUAUUUUUGUUCCGAAAUGAUGGAAAUGACAAAGUAAGAAUAAGGUUUUCACUAUUCAUUUUAUACAACAAAAAUGAAAGACAAUUUUUGGAAACUUCCUGUGGCAUUCGCGAUUUUACAAUUGGACGGGGAAUUUCUAAAUUCGUUGAAAUAAAAGAGUUGUUGAAAAACAAAGAUGAUCUUAUACCAAAUAACACCUUAACUGCAAGUGUUGAACUAACUGUUUAUGAAGAUUAUCAAUCAUCUAUUACUAAAAUUUCGUUGCAACCACCACGGCGCCAAAUCACUGACGAUCUUAAAGAACUAUAUGAUAGUAAAACAAACAGCGACGUUACUUUCGUUGUGGGUAAUGAAAAAUUUAAAGCUCACAAGCUCAUACUGUAAACUCGCAGCCCUGUUUUCUUUGCGAUGUUCACCCAUGAGAUGAAGGAAAAGAGAGACAGCGAAGUUGCAAUACCUGAUAUAGAACCUGAAAUUUUCAAUAAAAUGUUGAAGUUUAUUUAUACAGACGAAAUAGAUAAUUUGGAUGCGGAUUUAUUAGAAGCUGCCGAUAAAUAUCAAUUGUUGAAACUAAAAAGUUUAUGCGAAGAAUCGUUAUCUAAGACGGCCAGUAUUAAUAAUGCGAUUGACUUGAUGAUUUUAGCAGAUCUGCAUAAUUCUAAUCAAUUGUUAGAAUAUAUGCUUGAAUUCAUUGUAAAAAACAUCGGAGAUGUCAUUGCAACUUCGGAGUAUAAAAUAUUAGAAGAAACUAAACCAGCUCUAGUUUCAAAAUUAAUGAAAAGAUUAGUAACUUCAAUAAAGAUUGACGCUUCAAAAGAUGAAAAAUAAUUGGAAAAUGGUUCACUAAGUACUCAAUUGAUAAGAGAACUGCGUUUGAACAGAGUAUUUACCUGAAAUUUUUGGGUUUUACGAUUGGAAAACGAUACAUACUUAUAUUGCAAAUCUAAUAAGAACUAUUUUUACAAAGUAAAUACAUUCGAUAGUUACUGUUUCUUAAUAUACUAUUUCUAGAUGAUCAACUCAAAUAUUCAUUACUAUAUAAAUAUUUUUUAAUACAAAGUACAAAUUAGUUUAUAUAAAUUAACAUGAUUUUUUAAAAUUAUUGUCGAAUGUAAGCGUAAGAAAUUGGUCAGUGACGAUUGUGAACUUGUAGAAAUUUUGUUACUUUCAUAUCUUCUUUCUAAUAAAUUUUUUCUAAAAACUAAUUAAAUUGUUCAAAAACAUAUCACGUAUUACUUAUUUAAUUCUUAUCAUCGCAAUAUUUAAUACAAGUUCAAUGCGUACAUCAUAAAAUUAGCAUCAAUACCUUAUAAUUAUUCACGACAUUAAACAGAAAAUAACUGUUUACUUUUCGUCGUAUGGUAUUCCAAUAAUUGUUGUCAUUAAACAUUGCGUGGGUGGAAAACAAAUUAAUGUGUGAAAAAAUAAUAAGGAUCAAAAGUUAUUAGUUAAAAUUAAUU